GCUGACCCAACAGUUAAUUUCGCUGAAUUCUUAUAUGGCUAUUUGGAUGUAAAAUCACUAGGCAGAGGUCUAGACAUGGGACAGAUUACAGAUCUGAGUAAUAUUAAAAAAAACAAAACAAAUGACGAUUGCAUUCAACCCGAUAAAAUAACAGAAUUUAUCGAAGGGUUAUCAAUAAUUGAUGGCCAGCAUGAGAAAUGGGAAUUUGAAAGCUUUCAAAAAUAUGGCUUGGAGUUGCAAGAGCUGGUAGUUGUUUCAGCAGAAUACAACAAAACGGCCGACGAGAAACAAAGAAUCGUCAUUUCUAGCCCUAACGUAAGAGAAUUGGUAUCAUGGUUCGCUUUUUACGAUAAAAGCCAAGACGGUUUACUCAUUGGGGAAGAACUUGACGAUAUUGUGGCCAAGUAUUUCAAAGGAUAUACUGUUGACUCUAUCCUGAUUGACGCCAAUGACAAUGGUAGAAGGAACCAAUAAACCACUAUGUCACAAUCCGAAAAUCAAGCAGAAGAUAUUGAGAGCCAAUUUUUGAUCGAAUUAAAAAUAAUAAAACGGGAAGGUUUGCAACGGUUAAUCAGACAACGUAAAGCAGUGGUGAGCCAGGUUGUCCGUGGUUCAAUCAGAG
Molecule: messenger RNA, 622 nt
Organism: Adelges cooleyi (spruce gall adelgid)
Lineage: Eukaryota; Metazoa; Arthropoda; Insecta; Hemiptera; Adelgidae
Exons: 6
Coding region: 76-474 (132 amino acids)
Source: RefSeq, a predicted model, not a curated record